AUGGAGAAAUAUUUCAAAAGGAAAUCAAAGUUUGAGUCAUCUAUUCCUCAAAAAGAAGAUGAUAAUUCUUCCUCUGCAAAACAAAGUCGUAUAGAAAUCAACUUGACAGACCUUCUUGCAAAUCCAGGAUUACGACCUCGGAUUAUGGACUAUAACCCUAAUGAUCAAGACCAAAUCUGUAGAGCAUAUCUACAAAAGGGUCCUUGUCAACCUCGUGAUCAGUAUAGUGUAGCGAAAGAGGCGGCAUUUUGUCUAUGUUGUUAUCUUUUCAAGCUUGAUAUUGGAGAUGAAGCGGGUGGUGAAGCUUUUGUUGGACUUGCAUUUCAUGGUCAUGAUGAAUAUGAAAAGUCAAGUAGCCAAGGAAAUUUUCUUGAACUCUUGAAGUUUCUUGAUGAUUACAAUGAAGAUGUCAAAGUAGUUGCUUUAAGCAAUGCACCACAAAAUCUUAAGUUGGCAGCUCCUGAUAUUCAAAAAGAUAUUGUUAGUGUGGCUGUGUUUGAAACUAUCAAUGUGAUUUGUAGAGAGCUUAGUGAUGCACUGUUUUCUAUUUUGAUUGAUGAAGCUCGUGAUAUAUCAAUUAAGCAAAUGGAAGUUGUAAUACAAUAUGUAGACAAAAUAGGCCAAUUGAUCGAGCGUUUUAUUGGUAUCGAGCAUGUUGCCAAUACUAUUGCUCUUUCACUCAAGCAAGCUAUGGAAAAUUUAUUUUCUAGACUUGGAUUGAGUAUUUCUAGAUUAUGGGGUCAAGGAUAUGAUGCGGCUAGUAAUAUGCAAUGUGAGUUAAAUGGUCUUAAAACACUUAUAUUGAGGGAGAAUCCAUGUGCAUAUUAUGUUUAUUGUUUUUCUCAUCAAUUGCAAUUGGCUCUUAUAGUCGUGGCAAAAAAUCAUAAUCAAGUUGCCUUACUCUUCACUUUGGUUACUAAUGUGGUGAAUGUUGUUAGAGCAUCAUGUAAACGUCGAGAUAUUCUUAGGGAUAAACAAGCAGCAAAAGUUGUUGAGGAAGUUAAUAUGGGAGAGCUAUCAAGUGGGCAAGGCUUUAAAUCAAGAAACCAAUCUCAAACGUGUUGGUGA
Molecule: messenger RNA, 1068 nt
Organism: Camellia sinensis
Lineage: Eukaryota; Viridiplantae; Streptophyta; Magnoliopsida; Ericales; Theaceae
Source: RefSeq, a predicted model, not a curated record